Messenger RNA from Colletotrichum truncatum, 1182 nucleotides. RefSeq names its product dihydroceramide delta(4)-desaturase. Gene Ontology annotation, cellular component: membrane. The record is from RefSeq and is a predicted model, not a curated record. Lineage: Eukaryota; Fungi; Ascomycota; Sordariomycetes; Glomerellales; Glomerellaceae. Gene Ontology annotation, biological process: ceramide biosynthetic process. Gene Ontology annotation, molecular function: sphingolipid delta-4 desaturase activity.
AUGGCCUCGUCCGCCGCUUCGACCGUGACGAAACCGUCAAAGCGCAAGGCCGCCAACGGCACCGCGGCCGGUAAGCUGACCACCGAUGCAACAGACCAACAAGAUUCGACCUCCGCGCCCAAGGAGCGCGACUUCUUUUGGACCUACACCGAGGAACCUCACCGCACCCGCCGCCUGGCAAUUAUCAAGGCUCAUCCAGAGGUUACCAAGCUCUGUGGGCCGGAGCCCCUGACGAAGUAUGUAGUCGCUGGCGUCGUCGCGAUGCAGGUCUUCUGGGCCUGGUACCUACGCGACGCCUCAUUCUGGUCUUGGAAGUUCUGGAUCGUCGGCUACGUCUUUGGUGCCACUGCCAACCAGAAUCUUUUCCUCGCUAUCCACGAGAUCUCCCAUAACCUUGCGUUCCGCUCCCCUAUGGCCAAUCGCAUCUUUGCCAUCUUCGCGAACCUGCCCAUUGGCGUGCCCUACAGCGCUUCCUUCAGGGUAAGUACCGAUGACACAACAGCCCGAGGCAGGCCUUACCAUUUGACGCACCACAAGUCCCUCGGUGUGGACGGCCUCGACACUGAUCUCCCUACCGCCCUCGAAGCAGUCUUCUUGGACUCGAUCCUCGGCAAGGCAUUCUUCUGCACCUUCCAGAUCUUCUUCUACGCAAUCCGUCCUAUGACCGUCUACAGCAUCCCCCUGACUUGGCUACACUACCUCAACAUCGCGGUUCAACUUUCUUUCGACUAUCUUAUCUACUCCCUUUGGGGCGGCACUGCCGUCAUGUACUUCCUCAUCUCUUCGUUCCUGGCUGGCUCCCUGCACCCAUUGGCUGGCCACUUCAUUGCCGAGCACUACGUCUAUGAGACUGUCUCGCCCGCCCAGCGCGAUCCCUCGAACACCAUUCCCGUUCCCGAGACCUUCUCUUACUACGGCCCCUUGAACUUCUUGACCUACAACGUCGGCCUGCACAACGAGCACCACGACUUCCCCGCAGUCCCCUGGACCAAGCUCCAUGCGCUGCGCGAGAUUGCCAGCGAGUUCUACGAGGAUCUGCCCUACCACCAGAGCUGGACGUACGUCAUUUGGCGCUUUAUUUGGGACGAAAACGUCGGCAUGACCUGCCGUGUCAAGAGGAAGCAGGGUGGUCGUAUGGUUGGCGGCGGCGCCAAGUGGACACGUGAGGAGAUUGAGGCCUGA